This is a messenger RNA of Lycium barbarum (goji berry), 814 nucleotides long. RefSeq names its product protein PELPK1-like. Lineage: Eukaryota; Viridiplantae; Streptophyta; Magnoliopsida; Solanales; Solanaceae. The record is from RefSeq and is a predicted model, not a curated record. Bases 152 to 484 code for a protein of 110 amino acids. The transcript has a single exon.
GUGGUGUAGUUAAACCAGGCCAAACUCCCCACCACACAAAUCAUUUGUUGUUACCAUUCUCCACACUUUGCCGUCUAUAUAAACUUUCCUCAAGUCUCCAUCUUCAUCCACCAAAGUUCACUUGGAACUGUUUAAAUCAUCUGCUACAACAAUGGCUCAUCUCUCCCUUUACCUUCUCUUCGUCGUUGUCUUAUCAUCAAUCAGCAGCCAUGCAAAUCAAGCGGAGGCUCACCGUCUUUUGGACGUACCUGUGCCGGAUCUGCCAAAGCCUGAUCUCCCCAUUGGCCUCCCAAAACCCGAGCUACCGGCAUUACCAGAGCCUGGACUUCCCACGUUACCUAUGCCCAAUCUUCCACUGCCAGAACUUCCAAAACCUCAGCUGCCAACUUUGCCCAAACCGGAGUUGCCAGUACCUGUGCCAGAGCUUCCCAAACCAAAGCUACCAGAGUUGCCAGUACCGUUGCCCCCUCUGCCAAGCCCCUAAGUAUGAAGGUUCCCUCAAUGAAGGAAAGUGUACUACAUGCUAUCCAGAAAUAACUCAUUUGUAUGAUUGUUAUUGUUGUAUAUUUUGUGAAUGCUAUGUAAUGAUUUUCUAUUAUUUGCUUUGUCUGCUUUACUUCUGUAUCAUAUUUUUUAAAAUAUUUGGUAUGCGUUACUUGAGCCAAGGCCUUUCCAAAGCAACCUCUCUACCUUUACGAGGCAGGGGUAAGGUCUCCGUACGCUCUACCUCUCUAGACCCAUCUGUGAGAUUACACUGGAUAUGUUAUUGUUAUUGUAUCUCAUCAUUUUAAUGUUAUUAAAAUUUUGUUUGUAA